GAUCUCGACCCGUUUGUAUAAUAAUGAAGAAAAAAUAUCCUUGCUACAAUAAUCCAGACUCAACUUGCUUGUCUGAUUACUUUUUCUGGGACAUUGAAGACUGCGCGGCCUCGAUGAAAGGUCACGCUUAUAUUUGUAAAAGACCUUACGACGACAUAAGUUGUGUUUACGGUAAAGGACAUCAGUAUCUGGGUAAAGCUAGCGUAGCAGCAUCCGGUAAACCUUGUUUACCCUGGAAUCAUACAGCCGUAGCUUAUCCUCUUCUUGUUAACGAUUGUACGAACGGUAGAGAUGAAUUACGUUGCUCAGAACACUUGGAAUUUUUCUCGAAAACACAAGGUCAUCGACUGACUGGUUACGAAGUAGAAAAGUGGCUGAAUACUCCGGCGAAGACUUGUGCGUUGAGAUGCAAAGAAGCUAAAUUUACUUGUCGUUCAUUUUCUCAUAAAACUAGUGAAAAUCUGUGUUUGCUGAGUGAUAAUAACGUAGGAUCCACUGGAGCGUUGGAAGCCACCAGUGGUUUUGAUUAUUACGAGAUGAUUGAUCUGAGCGUCGACUGCACAGGACUGUUUGUUUGUAAUAAUAAAAAAUGUAUCAAUCAAACGCAAGUCUGUGACGGAAAAAACGACUGCAAGGAUAGGUCUGAUGAAAAUAGUUGCGAUCCAGCAAAACUGGAUUACGAAAUACGGCUGAGUGGUUCUGAAAAUGAAUAUGAAGGCCGCGUUGAAGUUAAAAUAAUGGGUGUCUGGGGGCAGGUUUGCGACGAUAAUUUCGGAAUGUUAGACGCUGAAGUUAUUUGCCGCGAGCUGGGAUUCGAAUUAGGAGCUCUGGAGCUCCGUCUGGGAGGAUUUUUCGGGAAUAUGGAUCCAUCGACGCGGUUUAUGGUCGACCAAUUGACCUGCAGAGGCAACGAAACUUCUCUGAGAGAGUGCGAUUUUGACGGAUGGGGCGUUCAUAACUGCUCGCCGGAAGAAACUGCCGGGGUAGUCUGCAAAACAGCCGUCGAAACUUGUCCCGAAGGCAACUGGAAGUGUGACACAAGUCCUGUUUGUAUUCCCACUCCUUUUAUUUGCGAUGAAGUCGUUGAUUGUCCAGAUUCGUCUGAUGAAAGUCCAGCUCAUUGUGAUGCGCCGUUUGAGAUAAGGCUAGCAAACGGAAGUAGUCCAUCGGAAGGCCGCGUAGAAAUACGUCACCACGGUGUGUGGGGAACUGUAUGCGAUGACGAUUUUACUCAUGCUGCUGCUAAAGAUGAAAGUAACCGCGUGGUUACGGAGGUAAAUAUCAACGACAUACUACCGAGUAACUGUGGAAAGCGCGCUGAAGAUUUCCAUAAUGAAGAGGAAAUAUUUGCUAAGGUUGUCCGCGGUUCAGUAGCUCCGAAAGACUCGUAUCCGUGGCAGGCAAGUAUACGAGUAAGAGGUCACAGCAGGUCAAAUCAUUGGUGCGGCGCAGUCGUUAUCUCUCCUCUGCAUGUCUUGACAGCAGCCCAUUGUCUCGAGGGCUACAACAAGGGUACUUAUUUUGUUCGCGCUGGAGAUUACAAUACUGAGAUAACAGAAGGAACCGAAGCAGAUGCAAAUAUAGAAGAUUAUUACAUUCACGAGGAAUUCCGGAAGGGUCAUCGUAUGAACAAUGACAUUGCUUUGGUGUUAUUGAAAGGUCGUGGUAUUCCACUUGGUGAGCACAUAAUGCCAAUUUGUUUACCGCCGAGAAACGUAGAGUAUCCUGACGGUUUGAACUGUACGAUCAGUGGAUUCGGAAGCAUCGAGACUGGAAAAUCUGCACACUCGAGGGAUUUGCGCUUUGGUUGGAUUCCACUGAUUGACCAAAAUAUUUGUCGGGCAGACUAUGUUUACGGGGAAGGCGCUAUAAGUGAUGGUAUGAUGUGCGCCGGAUAUUUAAAUGAAGGCGUAGAUGCUUGCGAUGGAGAUUCUGGCGGACCACUUGCAUGUCAUCAUAAUGGGAAAUUUUUUUAA
Cotesia congregata is the source of this 1976-nucleotide messenger RNA. NCBI's taxonomy places the organism in Eukaryota, Metazoa, Arthropoda, Insecta, Hymenoptera, Braconidae. The record is from the annotation of a GenBank genome assembly.